Candoia aspera is the source of this 2020-nucleotide messenger RNA. It is a transcript of the gene BCKDHB, whose product is annotated as branched chain keto acid dehydrogenase E1 subunit beta. Bases 178 to 1293 code for a protein of 371 amino acids. The transcript is spliced from 11 exons. The record is from RefSeq and is a predicted model, not a curated record. Gene Ontology annotation, molecular function: catalytic activity. Gene Ontology annotation, biological process: response to nutrient; branched-chain amino acid catabolic process. Lineage: Eukaryota; Metazoa; Chordata; Lepidosauria; Squamata; Candoiidae.
AAGUACCCACCGCCCCAGCUGGCAGGGUUUCGAUUGGUUUAUUCGCUCUUGGCGCCGCCACCAAUGAAAGGAGCGAGCGCGGGUCCCCGCCUCUCCGCAACGUGCUCGCGCUCGUUCCAGUAACAAGACCCCACCGCAGCAGAGGCCUCAGCCGCGCGUUUUUCGCGACUGGCCGACAUGGCAUUUGCCGGUCUUGGGAUCCGGAGGGCGGCGGUCUUCACCCUUCGGCUCCGUCUCACUACGGGGUCUCCACCCCGCAGGCGCGCGGCGCAUUUCACUUUCCAGCCGGACCCCGAGCCCACCCAGUAUGGCCAGACACAAAAAAUGAACCUUUUCCAGUCUAUAACAAGUGCCUUGGAUAAUGCUUUAUCCAGAGAUCCAACUGCAGUAAUAUUUGGUGAAGAUGUAUCCUUUGGUGGAGUUUUCAGAUGCACCGUUGGCUUGAGAGACAAAUUUGGUAAAGACAGAGUGUUCAAUACUCCAUUAUGUGAACAAGGAAUUGUGGGAUUUGGCAUUGGAAUUGCAGUCACUGGUGCUACAGCUGUUGCAGAAAUCCAGUUUGCUGACUACAUUUAUCCAGCUUUUGAUCAGAUUGUUAACGAGGCAGCAAAGUAUCGAUACCGUUCUGGAGAUCUCUUUAACUGUGGAAGCCUCACAAUAAGAGCACCUUGGGGAUGUGUGGGUCAUGGCGCAUUGUAUCACUCUCAGUCCCCAGAAGCCUUUUUUUCUCACUGUCCAGGACUGAAGGUGGUUGUUCCAAGAGGGCCUAUUGAAGCCAAAGGAUUGUUAUUGUCAUGUAUAGAAGAUAAAAAUCCUUGCAUAUUCUUUGAACCUAAAAUAAUGUACAGAGCAGCAGUGGAACAAGUCCCUGUGGAGCCUUACUGCAUUCCUUUGUCUCAAGCAGAAGUGCUUCAGGAUGGAAGUGAUGUAACUUUGGUGGCCUGGGGUACUCAGGUUCAUGUUAUAAAAGAGGUAGCAGUUAUGGCACAAGAAAAACUAGGAGUGUCCUGUGAAAUAAUUGAUUUGAAGACAAUUUUGCCUUGGGAUGCAGAGACUGUGUGCAAGUCAGUGGCAAAGACUGGACGAUUGCUCAUCACUCAUGAAGCCCCUGUUACUGGAGGCUUUGCAUCUGAAAUUAGCUCCACAGUACAGGAGGAAUGUUUCUUGAAUCUAGAAGCUCCUAUUACAAGAGUAUGUGGUUAUGACACUCCAUUUCCUCACAUCUUUGAACCAUUCUAUAUCCCAGACAAAUGGAAGUGCUACGACGCAGUUCGGAAAAUGAUUAAUUAUUGAUGCUCAGGCUUUGUAGUAUUAUGAAGAAAGAGUUGUCAGAAUCAUGAACUACAGAGCCCUGCCCCUUUAGACUGAAGGGUUAUUUGAACUCAGUAGAUUUUUUUUUUCACAGCAUGAUGGUACUCUUGUAAUGAAGCACCAGGUCAAGUAAUACAUAAUUGCACUAAGCAUUGUGAUGAAAUAAAAAAGAGGCAUCAAACACCACAUAUUUGCAUUUAUUCCCGGUUACGUUCUAGAUUGUUUUCUCAGCUCUCAUGAGUACCUGGUGCAGAGAAAGGGUACAGAAAGUGGGAUACUUGCACUCAUUUUCCAUUGCCACAGCAAACGCGUUGUUUAGUGGCAUAGAGAGUGAGUAAUGCUUGAACCGCUCUGUGAGGCUCAGGAGAAAAGUAGAAAUAUUAUUUACUUAAAUGUCUGGUUUAAUGUCUGAAUGUCACAGAGAGGGUUGAACCUGCCUAUUUAUUUCAGGAUUGCGCUUGCAAAACACGUUUUGGGAUCUGCGCUGUUGCCUGUUGUAAGGCAGUAGAUAGAGUUUGCAGAGAUAUCUCUUUUCCCUUGUUAGUUGAUCUUUUGUUUAACUUUUUAAAACAAUCAAUAUAUUAGUUCACACUUUUAGUAUCAUUUGAGGCCUGACUGUCUGAGGAACCAUUUCUCUUAUUAAAAUCAGCUUGGAUGUUGUGCUCUGUUGGAAAGACCAUUCUGAGGACUGACCUUCUUUUAGAGGUCU